This is a messenger RNA of Akanthomyces muscarius, 2280 nucleotides long. RefSeq lists its product as uncharacterized. NCBI's taxonomy places the organism in Eukaryota, Fungi, Ascomycota, Sordariomycetes, Hypocreales, Cordycipitaceae. Gene Ontology annotation, molecular function: N-acylsphingosine amidohydrolase activity. The coding region runs from base 1 to 2280 and encodes 759 amino acids. Gene Ontology annotation, biological process: ceramide catabolic process; long-chain fatty acid biosynthetic process; sphingosine biosynthetic process. The transcript is spliced from 3 exons. The record is from RefSeq and is a predicted model, not a curated record. Gene Ontology annotation, cellular component: extracellular region.
AUGGGUGUGCCGGAAGCUCCGCGCAAGGUUCCGGCCUCCGGAUUCAGGACCAUCGUCACCUGCUUCACCCUCGUCUCGCUCUUCAUCUUCGGGGCCUAUGCACUAGGCACGCCCGCCGAUAGCCAUGACCGACGCGCCUACACUUUUGCCCAGCAGCACUUUGGCCACCGCGCGAGCUCGUCCUCGUCCUCAGCCUCGUCGGCGCGCGGCGACAAGUACCUGAUCGGCGUGGGCAAGGCCGACAUUACCGGCCCCGUCGUCGAGAUCAACUUUGCCGGUUAUGCCAACCUGGACCAAAAGGGCACCGGCCUGCGCCAGCGUCUCUUUAGUCGUGCCUUCAUCAUCGGUGACAAGAGCAACCCUAACGACCGCUUUGUCUACAUUGUCAUUGACGCCCAGUCUGGCGACACCGCCGUGCGCUACGGCGUCCUGGACGGCGUUGCUGCGCUCGGCAGCGAGUACUCCCUCUAUGGCCAGCAAAACAUCGCUUUGACGGGGACGCAUAGCCAUUCGGGCCCCGGUGCAUGGUUCAACUAUCUACUGCCCCAGGUUACCUCUUUCGGCUAUGACAAGCAGAGCUACCAGGCCAUUGUUGAUGGUGUUGUUCUCUCCAUCAAGCGUGCUCACGAAAGCUUGCAAGAGGGCUACAUUGAUGUUGGCACGACCAAGGUCCCCGAUGGCGCCAUUAACCGCUCUCGAUGGGCGUAUCUGCACAACCCCGAAGAGGAGCGUACCAGAUAUGACGCCGAGACUGAUACUACUCUCACCCUCAUCCGCUUCCAGAGAGCUUCUGACAGCAAGAACAUUGGUGUUCUCUCUUGGUACCCCGUUCACGGCACCUCCAUGCUCGGCAACAACACCCAUGCUUCGGGUGACAACAAGGGUGUCGCCGCUUGGAUGCUCGAGGAGGACAUGAAUAACGACAAGAACACUGCCGAAGGCUUUGUCGCUGGAUUCAGCCAAGCCAACGUUGGAGACACAACUCCCAAUGUCGGAGGCGCAUGGUGCGAUGAUGGCUCUGGCCAGCAGUGCAGCCUGGAAAACAGCACCUGUGCCGAUGGAAAGUCCCAGUCUUGCCACGGCCGCGGCCCAUUCUUCGAGGCCCUGGAUCUCGGUGUCAAGAGCUGCUUCGAGAUGGGUCGCCGCCAGUACGCUGGUGCCAAGUCCAUCCUUGACUCUCUCGAUUCUUCCGGUACUGCCGUCUCUGGAACAACGGUCAAGUCCUUCCAUUUUUACAACGACAUGCGUUACUUCAACUUCACCCUGCCCAACGGCCAACAGGCCCAGACGUGCCCCGCCGCCCUCGGCUACUCCUUUGCCGCCGGCACCUCGGACUGGCCUGGCGCCUUUGACUUCACGCAGGGCGACUCUGGCAAGCCCAGCGCCAGCCCUGUCUGGCAGGUCGUCUCCGGCCUCCUCCGGGAGCCCAACGAGCAGCAGAAGAAGUGCCAGGAGCCCAAGCCGAUCCUCCUCGACGUCGGCGAAAUCGACACCCCGUACGCGUGGACGCCCAACCUGGUGGACGUGCAGAUGCUGCGUGUUGGGCAGCUCGUCAUGAUUAUCAGCCCCAGCGAGGCCACGACCAUGAGCGGCCGCCGCUGGCGCGAAGCCGUUGCCAAGGAGGCCACAUCCUUUGUCAAGGACCCCGUCGUCGUCCUCGGCGGCCCGGCCAACAGCUACUCGCACUACCUUGCGACGCCCGAGGAGUACGACGUGCAGCGCUACGAGGGCGCCUCGACGCUCUUUGGUCGCCAUGAGCUCGACGCCUACAUCAACCUGACCCUCAGCAACAUGCACUACCUGCACCCCGACGCCACCGACCACCCGGCCCAGGGGACCCUCGCCCCCGACAACCGCGGCAAGAUGCUCUCCUUCAUCACCGGCGUCGUCGCCGACGGCAACCCCCCCGGCAAGGGCUUCGGCACCACGCUCAAGCAGCCGCCCACGGCGGCCAAGGUCGGCGCCGUCGUCAACGCCACCUUUCAGGGCGCAAAUCCGCGCAACAACCUGCGCCAGGAGGACACGUUUGUCGCCGUCGAGACGCAGGGCAGUGACGGCAAGUGGUCCCGCUACAAGGACGACAACGACUGGUUCGUCGUGUACUCGUGGCGCCGCACAAACUUCGUGCUGGGAUACAGCGAGGUCGAUGUGUCGUGGGAGACACAAAUGGGCCACGCGCAGCCGGGCACGUACCGCUUCAAGUACUACGGUGACGCGAAGCCCCUCAUUGGCAAGAUCAAACAGUUUGAGGGCACGAGCAACUCUUUUACGCUGUCGUGA